Messenger RNA from Phragmites australis (common reed), 1492 nucleotides. RefSeq names its product hypersensitive-induced response protein 1. NCBI's taxonomy places the organism in Eukaryota, Viridiplantae, Streptophyta, Magnoliopsida, Poales, Poaceae. The transcript is spliced from 6 exons. The coding region runs from base 375 to 1229 and encodes 284 amino acids. The record is from RefSeq and is a predicted model, not a curated record.
AGCACAGCCGCCAAAUUUUCAAUGGUGAAGGAUACAAAGAUAAGGUACCAGCAGGUGGCGUAGGGCAGAUGCAUACUGGCAUGAAAGACCGCGACGUGCUGGUCACUAGUCGUUGGAUAAGCCUUGCGGGUUUGUGCAUUGACCAUUCACUAAAUGCUAAUUAUUAGCAGCAUCUUGUGGAGUUUGACCACGCUUGUUCUGGCACCGUGUUUCUGCGGUGGAUUUAUUGAGGCCUCGCGCUGGCAUCUAACCUUUAUAUGAUGUAUCCCUUCCCACGUCCUCCAACGUUACCACUUGUCUUGGCUCUACUCCUAUAUAGACCAAGAUAAACCUUGCCUCUCCUUACUAAGCUUGUCGAGGCAUAUAGAUAAGACAUGGGUCAAGCACUCGGUUUGAUACAAGUGGAUCAAUCGACCGUAGCCAUCAAGGAAUCUUUUGGAAAGUUUGAUGAGGUCCUAGAGCCUGGAUGCCACUUCUUGCCAUGGUGCAUAGGGAAGCAGGUUGCUGGGUAUCUUUCACUGCGUGUGCAGCAGCUUGAUGUCCGCUGCGAAACAAAGACAAAGGAUAAUGUCUUCGUCAAUGUUGUUGCAUCUGUGCAAUACCGUGCCCUUGCUAACAAGGCAUCUGAUGCCUUUUACAGGCUUAGUAACACUAGGGAGCAAAUCCAGUCAUAUGUCUUUGAUGUCAUCAGGGCUAGUGUUCCAAAGAUGAACUUGGAUGAUGUAUUUGAGCAGAAGAACGAUAUCGCCAAAGCUGUGGAAGAUGAGCUUGAAAAGGCAAUGUCAAUGUAUGGAUAUGAGAUUGUGCAAACACUGAUUGUUGAUAUUGAGCCUGAUGAACAUGUGAAGAGAGCCAUGAAUGAGAUCAAUGCAGCUGCUAGGAUGAGGUUGGCUGCCAACGAGAAAGCUGAAGCGGAGAAGAUACUGCAGAUCAAGAGAGCUGAAGGUGAUGCAGAAUCCAAGUACUUGUCUGGUCUGGGUAUCGCAAGGCAGCGUCAGGCAAUAGUGGAUGGGCUUAGAGACAGUGUUCUCGCUUUCUCAGAGAAUGUGCCUGGGACCUCCGCCAAGGAUGUCAUGGAUAUGGUUCUCGUGACCCAGUACUUCGACACCAUGAAGGAGAUCGGGGCCUCAUCCAAGUCCUCUUCAGUCUUUAUCCCCCAUGGACCAGGAGCUGUCAAAGAUAUCGCGGCACAGAUAAGGGAUGGUCAGCUCCAGGCCAGGAUGCUCUGAGAAAGCAUUGGAAACCACACGCUUCUCAUUUCCCAAUCAUUAAAGAAGUCUGCAUCACUAUAUAUAUCUUGUGAGAUGGAGUAAAACAUAGGGGAUACGGUAGUAAAUGAGUAUUGCUUGCACUUCUGUACAGUUUAUUCGUGCUAUCUACUUGCAUGGAUUAUGUUGUACAGUAAAAUGACCUAUCUGCUGUAAAAGUUUACUGGGUAUUAUGUUGUUUGGACCUAUUUAUGUAGGUGAACCUGAGAAAAUGCCUUUACCAA